This is a messenger RNA of Chaetomium strumarium, 1009 nucleotides long. RefSeq names its product SWIB/MDM2 domain-containing protein. Gene Ontology annotation, molecular function: RNA polymerase I cis-regulatory region sequence-specific DNA binding. The coding region runs from base 71 to 886 and encodes 271 amino acids. The record is from RefSeq and is a predicted model, not a curated record. NCBI's taxonomy places the organism in Eukaryota, Fungi, Ascomycota, Sordariomycetes, Sordariales, Chaetomiaceae. The transcript has 4 exons. Gene Ontology annotation, cellular component: nucleus; RNA polymerase I upstream activating factor complex. Gene Ontology annotation, biological process: nucleolar large rRNA transcription by RNA polymerase I; transcription initiation at RNA polymerase I promoter.
CGGUGUUCCAUCGCACCACGACAGACGCACGACAUUGGUGCCAAUCGAUGCACCGUGCCGCUCCAACAAGAUGUCUUCUUUACUGACCGAUGAGGAGCGGGAAACGUACACGAAAAUCAUCGACGGAAUUCUAGCAGAGGCCGAUCUGGAGACCAUAACUCGCAAGAAGAUCCGUCAAGGCUUAGAGGAUGUAGUGAACAGGGACCUAAGCGAUCAGAAGAACGCUAUCAAAACGUUGAUCGAAGCUCGCUUCGACGCCAUAUCCAACGGAGCUGCACAAGAGUUACCAACACCUACUUCAGGCGCAGCUGCCGAGUCGUCACCGGCCAAUGGACGCUCGGCGUCCGAUGACGCAGAUGAUACGGGCGCCGACGGUGAGAUACAGGUCUCACUCCCAACCCGUAAAAAGCAGAAGCGGGAGAGCUCUAGCGAGGAUGCGGACGCACGUCUGGCUGCCGAGCUCCAGGCUCAAGAGAACAGACUGUCCCGCGGGCGCGUGACUCGCGGUGCCGGUUCCGCUAAGCCUAAGGCGAAACCGAAGAUUACAAAGAAGAAAAGCUCUAAGCGGGUGCGCUCCGACGAUGAGAGCAACGCGGAGGAUUCUGGUACCGGUGAUAAGCCGAAGCGGAAAGCGGGGGGCGGCUUCCAGAAGCCGUUCAACCUCAGUUACCCACUGCAGGAACUGACGGGAGAAACCCAACUGUCCCGCCCCCAAGUCGUCAAAAAGAUUUGGGCCUACAUCAAGGGAAACUCUCUGCAGGAUCCCAAUGACAGGCGCCAAAUCCUGUGUGACGAGAAACUGCAGGCCGUCUUUAAGCAAGACAAGGUCAAUAUGUUUUCGAUGAACAAGCUUCUCGGAAACCAACUCUACCCAAUCGACGAGUAGUCCAUGUAAUCGGCUUUAUGAGGCUGGGUUUACGGACCGGAUCGGCGUGCUCGGCGUCUCGGAACAAGUUCAGUUGGUUCAAGGAGUAUGGGGGUAUGCCUCUUCUCGUUUUCCAUCUUUUUU